This is a messenger RNA of Ilex paraguariensis (yerba mate), 627 nucleotides long. Lineage: Eukaryota; Viridiplantae; Streptophyta; Magnoliopsida; Aquifoliales; Aquifoliaceae. The record is from the annotation of a GenBank genome assembly.
GUCUUGAAAUAGAUGCCACACCACAUGUGAUGAGCGCAAUCGAAUUGUUCCCCAUAAUGGCAGAGCUAACAAAACCUGAGACGACAACCUCUGUUUCAGAGAAAGAUGUAAAAUCUCCAAAUAUAAUUGAAAGGACUAAGGAAGAGGUUGAGGCCAUAAUUCACUCUGAGAAAUCUCCUCACCAUCACAAGGAAAUGCAUGGAACGAGUGAUGGCAUUGGUGAGAGCACCCCGAUCGAUGAAGUUAAAGGACCAAAUGUAUUCGAACGUAUGAAGGAAGAAAUCGAAGCUGUUGUGCAAUCAAUUCUUCCAAAGAAAUGAUCAAAUACAUUCAUGGAUUGUCCUUUACAUGUUUUUUUUCUGAGAAGAUUUGGGUAUAUUUAUUUUCAUUUACAGAGUGCCAAUGAUGAACUUUUGUAAUUUAUCUCUGUGCUAUUGAACUACUUGGAUGAAAUGAAGUAUGGUGUGGCUUGUUUGAUUCUGCAAUGUUGCUCUUUUAAGGGAGAAAUAGAUUUUAUCCAGUCCUACAAUGACUGAUUUGUUGGUGGAUUUUAUUGAUUAACCUUGAGUAAUAUUUUGGACAUGUUACCAUAGAACUGAUUGGAGAUGAGAAUGCUUUCGAAAAGGG